UGAAAGCAUCGGUGUGUUGUUGUUCUUGUCAUCAUUUUAUUAUUCAAUAACAAGAAACAUCUCGAGUUAUAGACGACUGGUCGAUAGCGAUAUUAUCGUCAACCUCAUAAUAAUCGUUUAAGAAUAUUGUACACAUAAUCUGCUAUGGCUUCAGUUUCCAAAAUCAUCUAUUUAAUUUCCAUACUUGUUGCAAUAAUAUGCAUAGCUGUAUCCAUUGGCAUAAGUCCAGCGUGGACUGCGGAUGCAAAUAACACACCACUGAAAGCGAACGGGGGUCUCAGUGUAGCUGGAUUGGUCCUGUUAGUAAUUGCUGCGAUACUUGCAAUUGUUUUGAUUUGCAGGGAUUAUUCAAGGACUAUAGUGAUUGUCAUUAUCGUUUUAUUAGUUUUAGCCUUAAUAUGCUUUAUUGCUGCGUUGGCUGUUUAUGGUCAAGGAGUGAACUGGCAAGCUUGGCUUCUAUCAGCUAUGUGGGUGACAUUUAUUUGCAUUCUUAUAGCAAUCAUGUUCUUAUUGAUUGAUGAUGAUUAAGUUUUGUGUUAUUAUCAUGUUCUGAGACUUCAACAGUGAAAAAGGAAGGGAAUUAUGAUAGCAAUUAUGAUAUCUCUUCAAAAAACUGUGCACCUUCAAAAAAACUACAUUUAUUUAUACAAGAACAAGUGGAUUCAUUUCUUAAGGUACUAUUUUCUUUCCUUCUUAUUCACUUUCUUUGCUCACUUAGACCCACUAAAUGCAUUACAGCCUGUUUAUCAGCUCUUUGAUUUAUUUUAAAUUCUAUCGGGUGUUUCGCUUCAUUUCUUCUGAACUUGCCUUUUUGAAGUUUAAGUGGUUUCAAUAUUUAUUAUGCUACUAAUUUCACUGAGAAUGGCAGGUCAGAAUAUUUCCCAUAUCUGGGUGUCUGUGCCUUCGAAAAGUGGUAUACCUUAUCAUUAAAUGUUGAUUAAUAAAAUGUGAUUAUGUUGCAACUACGAUUCCCAAAUGUUCCUUUUACUCUUAUCCUUUUGUUUGUGUAUAAU
This is a messenger RNA of Heterobilharzia americana, 1013 nucleotides long. The record is from the annotation of a GenBank genome assembly. NCBI's taxonomy places the organism in Eukaryota, Metazoa, Platyhelminthes, Trematoda, Strigeidida, Schistosomatidae.